Galeopterus variegatus (Sunda flying lemur) is the source of this 855-nucleotide messenger RNA. RefSeq lists its product as uncharacterized. Bases 1 to 534 code for a protein of 177 amino acids. Lineage: Eukaryota; Metazoa; Chordata; Mammalia; Dermoptera; Cynocephalidae. The record is from RefSeq and is a predicted model, not a curated record. The transcript has 2 exons.
AUGUCUAAUCAAGAACUAUCUUUGAUUUUUCCUCUGUUGUUUAUCUGCUUCUUCAAGGAAAGCUUCUGCAUUUGUGAUGGAACUACCUGGACAAAGGUUGGAUGGGAGAUUUUUCCAGAAGAAGUACACGAUCUGAAAGUUAAGCCUUCUUCAUUUCAUUGUCUACCUUACCCUCUGAACAAACUAUGCUGCAACUUCGCUAACAUGGAUAUAUUUCAGGGUUGUUUACAUCUCAUUUAUAUUUUAGCACAAGCUCUCGUUUUAAUCCUGUCUGUUUUAUCUGUGCAUUACCUGUGGAUGAAAUGGAAGAAACACAAAAAAAAGCUGAAAAAACAAGCCUCCUUAGGUAAAUUUAGUAAUGAUCUAGAAAGUCCAUCCAUCUAUGACAUUGACCAAAUACUCUGCAGACUGGUGGCCACAACAUCACUCGUGGCCAAGUACCUGAAUCAGGUGUCCGACCAUCCUCCCGCUAAGAGAGUUAAGCACCGCAAAUUCAAGAAGAGUGAAGGAGGAGACGGAGCCAAAGGACACUAAACAUAUGCAAAUACAGCUCAAAUAUGGUAAUUGCAAAAGAAAUCUAUUGAGAGAACUCAUUUAAGGAUAAAAACGAUUCUUUGCAAUUUUCUUUGCACAAUCUUUACUGAAAUUUUCCAAAGAAGUCUGGGUUUAAAUGUUAUUUCCAUUCAACUGAAAAAGAAUUUAUUCUUACUAAGUACUGGUAAAAAGACUGUAUACUAUCACUGCUACAUGUGUAAAUAUUUCAUUCUUUUUGAUGUGUUAUAUUACUAAUCAUUAACCAAUAUGUAGAACAGAAGCUUAGUUUAGUUUUUCAAUAAAUCUCUGAUUUAAAUAAUA